AUGGACGCAAAUCCCAGUCGUCAGCACGAGCAGGGUACUCGUCCAAAGAAGGGACGGAUGGAGGAAAGGAGAGAUCGAGAAAGUAAGAAGCCAGGCCCUCCAGUACGGAACCAGCAGUAUACCCCUUUAAACGCCCCACUUGAGCAAGUCCUUAUGCAAAUCAAGGAUGAUCCUUCCCUGAAGUGGCCGGAGAAGAUGAAGGGUGAUCCCAACAAGCGCAACAGGAACAAGUACUGUCAUUUCCAUAGGGAUCAUGGUCAUGACACGGACGAGUGUUUUGACUUGAAGCAACAAAUUGAAAAUCUCAUAAGGCAAGGGAAGCUGAGGAGUUUCCUUGGACGAGACCAGAGAGACGAGAAACAGAAGGGAAAGAUGGAAGAUUCAUCGCGACCACCACUCGGGGAGAUAAGAGUCAUCAUUGGGGGAAGUACAACUGGCCAGUCGUCCAAGUCCAAGAAAGCUUACUUGAAGGUAGUACAAAGCGUCCAGCUUUCUGGACGGUCACCAAUAGCAAGAUCCACGGACGAGCGGGCAAUUACUUUCACGGACGAGGACGCUGACAGAAUUCAUCACCCUCAUGAUGAUGCCCUCGUCAUCUCCUUACUAAUUGCAAACUACACAACCAGAAGAGUGCUUGUGGACAAUGGAAGCUCAGCAGACAUUUUAUAUUAUCCAGCUUUUCAGCAGAUGAGAUUAGGACGAGACCAGCUCCGUCCAGUGAACUCCCCCCUAGUAGGCUUUGGUGGGAUGAAGGUGCAACCAGUGGGUACCAUUUCCUUAUCCGUGAUAGUGGGGGCAUAUCCACGACAGAUUACCAAGGAUGUGAACUUCCUUGUGGUAGACUGUCCAUCCUCUUACAAUGCCAUCAUUGGGAGGCCAACUUUGAAUAGUUGGAAAGCUGUUACCUCCACUUACCACUUAUCAGUCAAGUUUCCAACAGAACACGGGGUAGGACAGGUACAAGGUGACCAACUGGCAGCAAGAGAGUGUUACUUGGCCAUGCUGGCCAUGGAUGAACAAGUUUAA
Quercus robur (English oak) is the source of this 1026-nucleotide messenger RNA. RefSeq lists its product as uncharacterized. The coding region runs from base 1 to 1026 and encodes 341 amino acids. The transcript has a single exon. The record is from RefSeq and is a predicted model, not a curated record. Lineage: Eukaryota; Viridiplantae; Streptophyta; Magnoliopsida; Fagales; Fagaceae.